Messenger RNA from Perca fluviatilis (European perch), 5225 nucleotides. It is a transcript of the gene deptor, whose product is annotated as DEP domain containing MTOR-interacting protein. The transcript has 10 exons. Gene Ontology annotation, molecular function: protein binding. Lineage: Eukaryota; Metazoa; Chordata; Actinopteri; Perciformes; Percidae. The coding region runs from base 358 to 1566 and encodes 402 amino acids. Gene Ontology annotation, biological process: intracellular signal transduction; negative regulation of TOR signaling. The record is from RefSeq and is a predicted model, not a curated record.
CUUUGUGGAUGGGCACUGGCUGCACCGUGGAGAAAAACGUGCAUGCUGUAUGCAUCCCGUGUGGUGUGUCAGUGACAAACAACCCGACCCGACGCUCAGAGGAACACUCGGCUGUUUUAAAUCUCUAUCUCAGGAUUCACAAAGGGGACGCGGCAUGCACGCAUGCAGAUGUGUGUAUGUGUAUGUGCAGAUAUUUGGAGGUGUCGAGGUUUUCGAGGAAUUUAAUAUUGGACUGAUGGAGCUGCUGGCAAACUGAGGGCUGGGCUGUGACUUCCUGCGUUGUUGCAUGUUUCCUGGAAUGGAAUAAUUUUUCUCUUCAUUCAUCAAAGAAAAAAAAUUGAUAAUUAUUUUUACUCAAUGGUGCUUGAAGGCAGAGAGAUGGACGGCAUCGGGAACACCAUGCAGAAGAAGGCUGCAGAGCUGGAGCGGCUGGCCGAGGUGCUCGUCACCGGAGAACAGCUGAGGCUGCGGCUCCACGAGGCAAAGGUGAUCAAGGAUCGGCGGCACCACCUGCGGACUUACCCAAACUGCUUUGUGGCCAAGGAGCUCAUUGAUUGGCUGAUCGAACACAAGGAGGCCUCAGACCGAGACACCGCCAUCAAGAUCAUGCAGAAACUUUUAGACCAGAGCAUCAUUCACCAUGUGUGUGACGAGCACCGGGAGUUCAAAGACCUGAAGCUGUUCUACCGCUUCCGGAAAGACGACGGCACGUUCCCAUUGGACAGUGAAGCCAAAGUCUUCAUGAGGGGGCAGAGGAUCUAUGAGAAGUUGAUGAACACAGAAAACAGCCUAUUACAAACCAGGGAGGAGGAGGGCGGGACAUUUGAGCGGGCGCUUCUGGCCUCUGAGUUCAUCGACUGGCUGCUACAGGAGGGGGAGAUGGCAACCAGGGAGGAGGCAGAGAGGCUGGGACGGAGGCUUCUUGAACAUGGCAUCAUCCAGCACGUCACCAACAAGCAUCACUUUGCCGAUGGGCCCCUCCUCUACCAGUUCAGGAUGAAUUUCCGGCGACGGCGGCGGUUGAUCGAACUUCUUCACGAGCGCAGCCGCUGUAUCCCCGAGAGUCACGACAGCCCCUUCUGUCUCCGCAAACAGAACUCAGAUGGAGGCAACACCAGCUUCCUCUCAGUGAGUCCCACUAAAGAGAUUAAAGUGGCGGUCGGAGUCCGGCGGAGCAGCUUGAGCAGCAGCUGUGGCAGCAGCGGUUAUUACAGCAGCAGUCCAACGCUCAGCAGCAGUCCACCUGUCCUUUGCAACCCCAAGUCUGUUCUGAAAAGACAAGUGAGUCCAGAGGAGCUGCAGACACCAGGAGGACCUUUUAUAAAGAAGACAUUCACUAUUGUAGGUGAUGCUGUGGGCUGGGGCUUUGUGGUGCGAGGCAGCAAACCCUGUCACAUCCAGGCCGUGGACCCUGGUGGACCUGCUGCCGCUGCUGGCAUGAAGGUGUGUCACUUUGUGGUGUCGGUGAACGGACUGAACGUGCUCUCUCACGACUACCGGACCGUCAGCAACCUGAUCCUAACCGGACCCAGGACAAUCGUCAUGGAGGUGAUGGAGGAGGCAUAAGUUGGAGGAGAGCUGCGACAGAAUUCCUCAUAGCUGAGUAGUGCAGUAAUAACAUGGGGACUAGAAGGUUUAGUACUUGACCUCAAAACCACAGCGACAGAGCAACAUGGACGUGUUUAAAUGAAACUCACACUCUCUGUUCCAACAUUGUUUGAACAAGGUGGACGACAGUGGAGACGCAGUGUGUUUAAGAAUGUGUGUAUUCAAGUCAAGAUAAUGAUUCAACCUGUAGACAAAACACGCACGUUGUACUUGAAUUUUUAUUUUUUAUUUAGAACAGCACACAUAAAAGAGUGAAAGUUCCAAGAGCCACCACUUCAACAGACAGUGAUUCAACUUCUUCAACCUUCCCAAAAAGACUCUCAGUCUUAAUGAAGAGGCCCCAGACUUUAUGUGUAGAACAGGAAGAGCUAUGUUCCCUGUUUUUAUUUGAGUUCCGAACCAGAACCGUUUCAUGAAUCAGUCGCUGAACACAACAAGUGUUUUAAGGACGAGAGAUGGAGUUUGUCAUUAGAAGCAAAAAUUGAACCAGUACAAGCUGGGACUGAAACAUUAAGGAAUAAUAUUUCAUGCUGACACAUUCAGUGACCUCUCCCCCAGUUAGUUUCCAACCAUGGACUGAAGCUACUGAUGGCUCAACACUGCCCUCUGCUGAGGAAGACAGGAAGACACACACAGAGAGGGAGCAUUUAUACAACAACCAUGUCAAUCCCAAGUUUUGUUUAGUUGGUUUUUUUUCCCCCUUGCUUGUGGAACCAGUGAGUAAAAUAGAAAAAAGACAGAUUUGUGGGGCUGAGUCCUUGGCAGCGGCCGUGGGUUCGAAUAUGACCAGCGGCCCUUUGCUGCAUGUCCCCACCCCCCCUCCUCUCUCUCUCAUUUCCUGUCUUCAAGCUAUACUGUCAAUAAAAGGCCAUAAAAGCCUUUAAAAAAAAAAAGACAAAUUUCUACCCUUGUUGUGUGAAAGAAAUUAACAAAGUAAUUGAUGCCCAGAUAGAUUUAUAUGUAGCUGCUAGGAAUUCGUUAGUUAACAUAAUACAAAUGCAGUGAUAAACUGUAUGUGACAUUAACAGGCACAAUGUACAGUAUAUACUAUAGUAUAGAAAAAUGACAAAAGACUUAACGCACAAACAAACGGAAGAAGUCCUUCUUUAGGAUGAAGCCUCAAAUAUUGUGCAAACUAAAACAACAUCUUGGAGACUUUAAGAUGACACAUGAUAUGCAAACCAGAAAGUUCAACAUGUCACAAAAUAUGUCAUUAUUUGUAACAGUUAAAAAAUAAGAGUUCAGACAGCAAAUAUUCUCUCUUAUAUGUAUUGUACUGUUGAGAUGUUCUUAUCUCUAGGAAAGAUGAAAUAUUUCUAAGACUUGUUGCAUUCAUUUCCUACAAAAAGAAGAAUAAAAAAAGAAGUAUGUACCAGUGGCAAUGCCAAAUAAAUCCUAAACUAUCUUCUUAAAGUGAACAGUUGAUUCAGUUGACCUUAAAUAUAGAAAUUGUAUCUACAUAUUUGAUGUUUGAAGGAUCAAAGGGUAAAAUUACUAUUUGAGCACUUAAACUAUUAAACAUUUGUUUUAAGCACUUAGUUGAAAGCUUAAAAGCUUUCCUUUUUUAAAAAGGAAUUUGAAUAUGUAUAUGCAUAUAUACAUGCAUUUUUUUAAUGCAAUUGUUUUAAUGCUGUAAAACAAAAUGGAAUUAACUUCCAAUGUACUGGCACUGUACUGUAAUGUAGUGGCAGCAGAAAACCUGCCGCCAAAUAUUUCUUUUUCAUUAUUUGGUUGAAACGACCCUUAAAGCAACCCCCCUAGGCUUGAUGUUUAGAUAAAUAGAUUCUUACAUUAGCCUCCAAAAUGAUAUCAUCAGAAUCAACUGUAUGUUUAUUGACUGUGCCACUAUGUGCCACUUAGACAUACUAGCAUGAGAAGAUCAUAUUUAAAACUAUAUGAUGAUAAAAAAGAGAGCAUGGAUAAGUGAUUCUCACGUUGUUCAUACAGUAUGUGUCUGUAAUCCAUGACACCUGAGUAAACACUUGUUUUUCUUUAGACAAAACAACACUGCCUGGUUCACUGAAUAUGUACUUACUGUAGUUUAGUCCUGAUGUAAAAUUAUUACUAAACACAAAUGCAGUAAACUUUUUCAUUCAACAUGAACGUAAUAUAUUCAGGAAAUCUUUAUUGCCAAAAUGUAGAAUUAACAUACACUGUAUGUCACAGUAAACUGCCUCUUAGGUCUCUGAAGUGAGUUAUUCAGUGGACAUCUUUUUGUUUUUUCUCAAUGUGCUUCGGUGUUGCACGCAGUGAAAUGCAUGACUCCUGUAAAUCUGUGCUUAUGUAGCAUUAGCUUCUAAUCCAAAGCGAUUCUUCAGUUUAUUGACUAGUAGGACUGAGUUAGCUUACAAAUCAUUUAAAAAAUAAAGUAGAUUUGGGUCUUCAAAACUUACCAUAACGGAACAAAACUUCCUCAACUGUAUAAAUAAGAAGUUAUAUAAAUUGUUAUAGAAUAUUUUACAGACACUGGUGAUGUUCUCUGGUUGACUUUGUUAAACAGUUGUGACAUUUUGUCUUAGUUGCUGAUCUUAAAACUGUCCACUCUUACUAUUUUAACAUUGUUCAUGCACAGCUCAUGGAUAGUUUUGUUGUGGGUUUGCUGUGUUUGGAGAAGCUAUAAUAGGGACGCUGGACACAGAUUUUAAUAUUCUUUGAUACUUUUUUUAGUUGGAUUUUUUCCACACAGCCAUUCAACAGGUAGCGUGACAAAAAUCACAUCUUAUGCAGACAUUAGAGAUUCUUCAAUCAAGGGUUUUCAUUAGUCUACUCUAGAGAUGUCAUUGGUCUUUAAAAGCUGAUAUCUACACUCAGCAUGGGUUCACUUUUUUUUUUUUCUUUCUUUAAAAACUCACCUACCUGCAGCUUUCAACCCAGUAUUUGUUCUUUUAACUGGAAGUGAUCUGGCUGAAGGGUUGGGAUUCUGAUAAAGGAGAUGGAAAAUGUAGCCUGUUUUUCUGAAGGCAGGUUGAUUACAGUCACAGUUGAGUUUUGGCAAAUGGAAAUAUGCAGAAGUGAGGCACAAGUGUCAAAUGUUCCCUUCACAUGUACAGUAUUAAAAGGUCUUGGAAGGAGUUCUUUGUGGUCAUAGCUGGCUGAAACAGGUUCACUGACUCUUCAAGUCUGAAAGCAUUUGCCUUAAAACCUCAUUUUUUGCUGCUAAUCCCAGUUGGUGGUCAGCUAAUCUAUUGCUCUGUUCAUCUCUGACUUUUUGUAUUAAAAGUGCUCGUUGUACUGGGCCAUCAUGCAUCAGUUCAGUUGACAAUCAGUGUUUUAUGGACACCACUUUCAAAUAGCGGUUUUAAAUGCGAUGGUCUGACAGAAUGUAUUUCACCGCCAUCUUCUACAUUGUGCUGUUGAUAUUGUCCGCUUUAUACAAUUGGUUAACUUGUUUAAUUAAAGGGAUAAUUUUGCUUUAUGUUCACCUCAUGAGGCCGGAGUGAGGGCCCAAAUAUUUUCAGUGUGUUUCUUUUCUCUGCUAUCAGAGAUUGAAUGUUGGGUUUGAUGUCAAUAUAAGCUCACAGUACCACAGUCUGUUUUUGACAAAGCAGCUAGAACUCAUUCUGAUGUUCUGAUGUAUUAAACAGUUGAUUAAGUGUUUAAUAAACAAACUGAUUCUA